This is a messenger RNA of Leptidea sinapis, 1150 nucleotides long. RefSeq lists its product as uncharacterized. The transcript is spliced from 8 exons. The coding region runs from base 81 to 818 and encodes 245 amino acids. The record is from RefSeq and is a predicted model, not a curated record. Lineage: Eukaryota; Metazoa; Arthropoda; Insecta; Lepidoptera; Pieridae.
CGGCUGGCAACGUUACUGUGACUCCUCUGGUGGGCGAGAAGCAAGAGAAUGUGGACGGCGGUGACCACUUAACACCAGACAUGGAACCAACUCAUAGUUUGAAGAGAAGUCCUCAAGGAGAAGAGGAGAGAGAAAGUCCUUGGUUUUCUAUAUUGAAGUGUGCCAAGUGUCACGAUUGGUACCCGACCUUGUGCCACAGGCCCACGAUCGGUGACUGGCACUGCCCGUCCUGCCAGCGGAAGCUCAACGAGGUGGUCGAACACGGUGCAUCCCAGCAGCCCAUGGAGCAGACGUUCAACAGAGACUGGGACAUGGAACCAACUCCAAAUCAAAGUUUGGAGAGAAGUCCUCAAGGAGAAGGAGAGCAUGGAGCAAGUCCUUGGUUUUCUAUACGGGAGUGUGCCAAGUGUCACUUAGGGUACCCGAGCUUGUGCAAGAGUCGUGCGGCCACCGAGCUGUCAGUCGUUAGCUCGCACUGCCCGCCCUGCCGGUUUAGGCCCAACGAGAUAGUCGCGCCCGAUGCAACCCAGCAGCCCAUGAAUCAGACUCAAAGUUUGAAGAGAAGUCCUCAAGGACAAGGGGAGCAUGGAGCUGGUCCUUGUUUUUCUAUACGAUGGAAUGUACAAGUAAGGGAAGUAGUACCCGUAUCUGCUGUGGAGGGACGACCCCAGCCCGGCGCCCUGGAGGCAAGCAAGCAAACCGUUGUAAAGCCAAAAGAAAUAAAACAAUAUUCUUCGCCCAGCUCACCCGACCCGUCGCCCGAACAGCUACCGGAACCAACACCCGGCCCCUCCACGAAAUAUGGAAACUACAAAUAAGCAUUGAACUCUCCAGCAAUCAGAGCUUUCUCAAAAAAUUUUCUGCAAAAUCGUUUAUGGAUUUGAAGUGUCGGUGGAGAAUAUUUACCUACAAUAUUUUAAUUAUUAAGCUGUUUAAUAUUUUUACUCAUAAGUUUCAAUUUUAAUGUUAAUUUGAAUAGUUUUUGAUCUAAACGCUGACGAAAAAGUAAAAAAAAAAAAACAAUGUUUAAUUCUUAAGCAAUGUUUGAUCAUGUAGUAAGCACGUUUCUGAUAGUAUGCAAUAUAUCAUAUGAAUAUUUAAUUUACAAACAUAAGUUAUUAAAUCGUGUUGCAUGUUGUAUGUAACAUAC